Molecule: messenger RNA, 1637 nt
Organism: Mercurialis annua (annual mercury)
Lineage: Eukaryota; Viridiplantae; Streptophyta; Magnoliopsida; Malpighiales; Euphorbiaceae
Product: glycerophosphodiester phosphodiesterase GDPD1, chloroplastic-like
Exons: 7
Coding region: 146-1417 (423 amino acids)
Biological process (GO): glycerophospholipid catabolic process
Molecular function (GO): phosphoric diester hydrolase activity
Source: RefSeq, a predicted model, not a curated record
AAUCAGAUAAAAAUGGCGGAAACGAAUAUCCCAAAGCAUAUCACAAACGGAGUUGAAGAAUAUUCUCCCCCAGAUUCAAUUUUUGUCUCUAUUUUCUUAUCUACGUUCUAGUAAUUUUAGCUCUGUCCUAACCAAUAUAUAAACCAUGCUUCUUCUUCAUCAUCAUCAUCAUCAUCUUCCUCAUAGACCCUUCUUCCUCAAAUCUAAACCCUCACCGUCACCAUUCUGUAAAAUCCCGUUUCUUUUAUCGAAGAACAAUUACAAAAUGGCCCUUAAAGCUGUUCAUGUCUCCGACGUUCCGAAUCUUGAUCAUGUUCCUGAUAAUGCCUCUCUUUUCUCCACCCGAUCGUUCAAAGGGGCUGAUGUCAAAACGGUGUCGUCUACCUCGCCGGGGAAUAAAUUUGUUGUGGUGGGACAUAGAGGGAACGGGAUGAAUAUAUUGACGUCAAAUGAUAAGAGAAUGAAAUAUAUUAAAGAAAAUUCUAUUUCGUCGUUCAAUCACGCCGCUUCUUUCCCCAUUGAUUUUAUUGAAUUCGACGUUCAGGUGACAAAAGAUGGCUGCCCUAUUAUUUUCCAUGACAAUUUCAUCCUCUCUGAAGAGAAUGGAAGUGUUUUUGAGAAGAGAGUGACUGAGCUAUGUUUAUCUGAGUUUCUAGGCUAUGGUCCUCAGAAAGAAACAGGGAAGACUGGAAAAUCUUUGUUGAGGAAAACAAAAGAUGGGAAAAUUGUGCAGUGGAAUGUUGAGAAAGAUGACUCAGUUUGCACUUUGAAAGAUGCUUUUCAAUUAGUGGAGCCUUCUCUAGGGUUUAAUAUUGAAUUGAAAUUUGAUGAUCAUAUUGUUUACCAGCAGGAUUAUCUCAACAAUGUUCUUCAGGCCAUCCUGCAGGUGGUGUAUGAAUACGGUCAUGAUAGACCAAUUAUCUUCUCAUCAUUCCAACCUGAUGCAGCACUGCUUGUUAGAGAACUGCAGAACACCUACCCUGUUUACUUUUUGACAAAUGGCGGAACUGAGAUUUUCUACGACACAAGGAGAAAUUCAUUAGAGGAGGCGAUAAAGGUGUGCUUGGGAGGAGGUUUGCAUGGAAUUGUAUCUGAGGUCAAAGGAAUUUUCAGAAAUCCUGGGGCAGUACCUAAAAUCAAAGAGGCCAAGCUUUCACUUCUUACAUAUGGGAAACUUAACAAUGUGUCUGAAGCUGUGUACAUUCAACAUCUGAUGGGUGUAAAUGGAGUGAUCGUCGAUCUGGUUAGAGAGAUUACGGAGGGGGUAUCUGGUAUGAUAAAGCCAACUAAGAACGAUGAUGAGGAUAGCAAUUCAACCAAAAAGGAGAGCGAGAUAGAAUUGAAAUCGAAUCCCGAAUUCUCACAGAAAGAACUCUCUUUUCUUUUGAAGCUUAUUCCACAACUGAUACAAGAGUAAUACAUGGUCCUUGUAUACUAAAGAUCCUCAAUUUUUUAGAACCCCUUUGUCCUGCUGUGGUUUAUAAUGUACAUACUAUCAUUUCUUGGGGCAUACAAAUAGGAAGAAAAUAUAAUUCGUUAGAGGAGAUUCAUUACAGUGUAGUUGCAGAAAGAAUUCAUCUCCAUGUGCUACUGUAUUCCUUGGUUGCUUAUUUGAUCUGAAAAUUUGCAUUUGUCUA